Messenger RNA from Styela clava, 2498 nucleotides. The record is from RefSeq and is a predicted model, not a curated record. NCBI's taxonomy places the organism in Eukaryota, Metazoa, Chordata, Ascidiacea, Stolidobranchia, Styelidae.
CUGCAGUAUAGCGUUUAUAUAAUACUGGUAUUUGUAUUUAAAAUAGUGCAAUAAUUCAGUAAUUGAAUACUAAACAAAGAACUCAUAUAAUGGACAAAGAAUACAGCAAGAAACAGAAGAGUAUGUUGAUAGUUUUACAGAAGAAAUAUGUAAAAUGUCUGCAAGAGAAUCCAAUUCUGACGAAGUCAAUAACGAGUGCCGUCCUUUCAUUCUCUGCCAAUCUCACAGCUCAACUCAUUGACAUUCGUCGUGGAAUGGCGAGCGAGAUCACAUUGCCUCCUGCGUUAAGAUAUGGUGCUUUCGGUUUGUUUGUCUCGGGACCGGUCAUGCAUUACUUCUAUGGAUGGCUUAUGAAGACCGUACCAGGGAAAACCACGGAGGCAGCAAUUCAGCGUUUAAUUAUCGAGAGAUUAAUUCUGUCACCGUUUUUUACCCUUCUAUUCCAUUCUUUUAUGGCUGCUACUGAACAUCAAUCAUGGGAUGCCGUGAAACUUCGACUCCAAGCAGCAUAUUGGUUGACAUUGACGAUGAAUUGGAAAUAUUACACGAUCGCUCAGAUCAUAAACUUGAAUUAUAUUCCACCUGAGAUGCGAGUGCUUUUCGGUAACUUCUGUGGGUUCCUGUGGACGAUCGCUCUCACUUCGAUGAAGCCGAAAACAGAUUAGACGCACUUUGAAGCAAAGGUUCUCAACCGAGGGAGGGGGAUUCCCCCUGAGGCAUUGAUAUGAUUCAAAUUUCUCUUUUGUAUCGAACUCAUUCACAACAGGUUCCUUCAUUUCAUAAAACUAUAGCUUCUAUAACUCUCUCUCAUUCUCACGACAUUCCAAUAACGAGUUCGCACACCCCAUGUGAAUCUCUUGAAUCCCAUCAAUGUCCUGGGAGUGAAUUUUACUUAGGGGUUAAAAUUAGAAUUUUAGGAAAGAGUUCUCUUUUGUAUAGAACUCACUAGCAACGAGUUCCCUCGUUUGAAAAAACCGUGUCCACACUUAUAGCUUUAAAAAACAAAAAUGGGUUCUCCCGAAGUAUGCGAACCAAGAUGGCGGACAUCGGAACGUAACAUGGGUAACAGGUUAGGGUUAGGCGAUAAUUUUUUUUUCAAUUUUCCUUAUUUUAGUCCUAUUAUCAGUUCGAAGACUAGCCAAGAGCCUCCCGUAGUAUUUAUACCUAAAAUUAUGGCCUAACUUUAACCUAGUACACAUAUUACAUUAUGAUGUCCGAUGAACCCACCGGCCACCACUGCCAUGGGGUAAAUUUUGCUUGGGGUAAAAAUUAGAAACUAAAUGUGGUUUAACUGUAGUUGUAUGCGUGCUCUAUGUAAUCAAUUUUAAGCAUUUAGCAGACAAACUACGGCCUGCGGGCCGGAUCCGGCCCGUGGAACAAUAUAAUUCGGCCUGUGACGCUUCACUGAAUUAUAUUAACAAAACAACUGUAUUGACAAUUAUAUUUUACGCUUUUCUGACCCGGACGACUCUUGAAAUCUCACGUUUGCACCUCAACUUGGCAUUUAAAAAUUCCAAUAGCCACGCGCCCCAAAACCUUUUCAAAUUUUUGGCUAUGACUCUGCUUACGAGUAUUCGUUUAAUUAAAUAUAUAGAAAUUUGAGGGUCUCUUUUCAUUUUUCUGAUUUGUAAAAUGGGUAAAAUACGAAAGAAUGAAGGUUGAGAACCCUUGCUUUAUAGUCCAUUGAUGGAACCGAAUGUUUUUUUUUCAGUGAUUCUGUUUAUUUUCUUUAAUAUUUCCAUAUAAUAUUAAUUUAUUUUACUAAUCUGAAAUAUUGAAUAUAUUUUUAAUUAAGUUAACGAGGCUUUGUACAAGCAGCCACUUUUAUUUAUGCCAGGGGCGCACCCAGAGAGGGGGGGGAAUGGGCCACCUGAAACCCUCUUUGAAAAAUUCUAAUAUUCAGUAUCACACAGUGCAAUUAGUUUAGCUUGAAACGCUAGAUUUUUUAGAGUUAGACACUCAAGUCAAGACUGUUGAAAACCUACCUGGACUUGCCAGUUGUUGCAAUCUAACUUAACAAUUAGAAAUUGCAGAAUUAUAAUAACAAUAACUUUGGCAUAUGCAAGGUUUCAUUAAAAUACUGUUAAAUAAUGCUCUUCUGUAGAAAAUUUCGACUCUCUCAUUGCCAAUGAAAGAUUGAAUAUCCGACUAUUCAGAUUUUUGACUCGAGUUCUGAGAGUUUAAAGUACACCCCGAAUCCAGUAAAAUCAUGCCAAAGACGAGUCCAUAGCCCUCUGUCUAAAAUCCUCUAAAUGCGUCCAUAUUUUGUGUACGGAGCACCGUCUUCUUCAUAAUAACCUGUUAAUACUCAUCAUAAGGACCUCCAGAAGUAUGCACACCAAGAUGGCGCACAACCUGAACAUAGUAUGUGUGUACCGGUUAGGAUUCAGGUUGUGCGACAUCUUGGCGCGCAUACUUCUGGAGCACCCAUUAUAAUUUUUCAUCUUCUUGAUUGCCUUUAUAUUCUUAUGCAAUUACAUUACAUUUGAAUGAUCGUG